AUGGCGCUCCCACAUCCCUUCAUCGACCUCGACAAGGCUUACAACUCUCCCAUCGACACAUUCGUCAACAUCAUCGGCGUCGUCGUCGACCUCAUGGCCCCAACCCAGGCCUCGAGCGGGCAACACCUGAUGACUUUCAAGCUUCUCGAUCCGCAUCUACGAGACUCCGCCUUAUCAAAACGAGGCCUCCCGGCACGUUGGUUUUGCAAAGAAGCCGGCCACCUGCCCAAAGUCCGGCAGGUGGGAGACGUAGUGCUAAUCCGGAACAUUAAAAUGACCUCGUGGAGUCAGCAGCCUUUAGCCCUGUCGAACUACCAGACCGAAGUCACCGUCUUCCCGGCCGCGUCCAUCCCCUCGCCCAAUUUCGAAAUCGCAUACCAGGGCCGGCAGCGUGUUGAGACGCUGGGGAUCCCACAGCACCUGAAGAAGUUGACGCUGCAGGAGCAGACGUACGUGAUUCAGCUCAAGCAUGAUAUGAGGGACACUUUGCAGUCGUGGACCAUCAAACCUGGCUUUGAUGACGCUCCGACUCGUCCCCCAAUCAACGUUCCAACGGCGCCUACAGCCAUGCGAAAGCGACCGGGAGAAGAGCCGACAGCGCCACCCGAACCCAAGCGAUCUCGACUGGGUCCCAAAUAUAAGCUCAUCCAUGAUCUUCGAUAUCCCAUGUGGGCAGACUUGUUAGUCCAGGUGGUCAAGAAAUUCGCAAACAACUUUGGUUCCUGCGAACUCUAUGUCACCGACUACACAGAAAACAAGGAGAUGUUCUACUACGACACGCCGGAAGAGGAGAAGAAGUACAAAGACGACCGCGACGGCGAUCCGUACGACUACCUGACCUCUGGCCACGGCAAGAAACGAGCCUGGCCGGGACCAUACGGCUGGCUCGUGCUGAAGAUGAACGUCAAGGAUCCGCACGCGCAGUACGCCAAUCGCGAAGUGGAGGAAGGUGACUUUGUAUUAUUGCGGAACGUCAAAACGAAUGCCAAGAAUCGCUUGGAAGGCGACAUGUGGCCGGACUACCUGAACCCCGAGAAGCUGCAAAUUGCGAAAGUGAAGGAGCUUCAAGUGCCGGAAGUGCAGGAGCUGCUGGAGAGGAAGGAAAAGUACUGGACGAAGCGCAGGCGGAAGUUUCCGGGCGAGGGCGGUGAAGAGGCGCAGCCUGAGAAGAAGAAACUCACAAAGUCGGAGAGGAAGAAGUUGAAGAAGGAGGAAAAGGAAAAGGUCCAGCUGAGGAAGCAAGGAGUCAAGGGCGCUGGUGCUGUUGUCGACAACGAGGCCCAAAGCGAUGCACUAACCGGCUCGAAGAAAGCCGACAUCAACCCGCACAUCCGAUGCAUCCACGACUCCGUCCCAGUCAGCUCAAUCCGAGACGUGCUCGACCCGACAAAUGCAAUGCACAAGAACACCACACCAGCAGGCCGGGAAUACGUUCUCCCCUUCAUAAACGUUAAAUACCGAGCGCGCGUGCGAGUGGUGGACUUCGAACCCAAGCGCCUCGAAGAUUUCGUCCAUCAAGGCCAACCUGCUCGCCGUGAGGAUGACGGCGAAGACGAGGCAGUGAUGGACUGGGAGUCCUCCGCUCGCUGGGAAUGGGGCUUCUCCCUACAGCUGGAAGACGCGUCGCGCACGAAGGAGUCCGACGGGGAUGCGAGCAAUAGACUGUGGGUGAAUGUGCGGCAUCAAGACGCGCAGUACUUGUUUGGAAACGAUGUUGGCGACCCCGAAGACCUGCGGGACGAUGCGCAUUUGCUGGCUCAAGUGCGCGAGAAGCUGUGCAUUCUGUGGGGCAAUUUGGAGGAAGCGAGGGUGAGUGGUGAAGAAGAGGUAUCCAAUCGGCCGUUUGAAUGCUGCAUUGCCGAGUACGGGGUGCAGGUGGACGAGAAGGGUUCUGGAACCGGGGGGGAAGAAGGAUCCUUUGGGUUCAAGAGGAUGUACAAGAUGUUCGGCGUGACCAUUCUAUAA
Neohortaea acidophila is the source of this 1965-nucleotide messenger RNA. RefSeq lists its product as uncharacterized. The transcript has a single exon. Gene Ontology annotation, biological process: telomere capping; regulation of telomere maintenance via telomerase. Gene Ontology annotation, cellular component: nuclear telomere cap complex; chromosome, telomeric region. The record is from RefSeq and is a predicted model, not a curated record. Bases 1 to 1965 code for a protein of 654 amino acids. NCBI's taxonomy places the organism in Eukaryota, Fungi, Ascomycota, Dothideomycetes, Mycosphaerellales, Teratosphaeriaceae. Gene Ontology annotation, molecular function: G-rich strand telomeric DNA binding; telomerase inhibitor activity.